Messenger RNA from Drosophila subpulchrella, 1328 nucleotides. Its product is annotated as hsp70 nucleotide exchange factor FES1. Lineage: Eukaryota; Metazoa; Arthropoda; Insecta; Diptera; Drosophilidae. Bases 82 to 1011 code for a protein of 309 amino acids. The transcript has 6 exons. The record is from RefSeq and is a predicted model, not a curated record.
UAAGCCUACAAUACCAUCACUAAUUAAUGUCAAAAACAAAAAUUAUUUUGCGUUUCCGAGGCAAUCUGUUUAUUUUUUGAAAUGGCCGAUCCCAACGUACCCAGAGGAGCUUUAAGUUUGCAGAAUGUGCUGAAGUAUACGGUGCAACACCACGAUCCAAAUCCAAAUGCGGAGAUUCCAAAGUUGGACGAAACAGCAGAUGUUGAGAGAACUCAAUUUUUAGCCAAUGCCCUAAGUGCCAUGACAGUGGAUGCUGUGGCGGUUAUGAAAGAAGCUUUGUUCAUAUUGGACAGUCCUCAGGCCAGCACAGACGACCAGAUCGAAAGCCUAGACGUCAUAAGGAGCCACAUCGACGACAUCGAUAAUGCCAUAUCCCUGGUGAAGCUGGGCGGAACAGCAACUUUACUUCGCUAUAUAACAACUGGUGUGGAUAACGAAAUACGAUCCGCGGCCCUGAACACGGUUGCCGAGGUGGCGCAAAACAAUGUGUUUUGCCAGAACGCCCUCGUAAACGAUAAAUUCCUGCCUGUUCUUCUAAAGAAUUUGAGCGAUGCCGAUCAAAACAUAGUACGAUGUUCUUUGUAUGCGAUAUCAACGCUGAUACGAAACUUUGAGCCUGGAUACCUUGAGUUUAAGCGAAUACAGGGUAUCAGUGCUUUGAUAACCUGCUUAAAAAUUGCAAAUGUAAACGUCUACGUAAAAGCUGCGUUCCUUAUUGCAUCCUUAAGCUCAGCCGACCAAUCUGUCAAAGAUGAUUUUCUUAAAGAAGACGUAUUUCCGGUGCUAGUGGACAACCUUAAACCCGUUGAGGACUUUGAUAUCAAAAUAGAAACCACUCUUUUCGCACUAUCAUCACUUUCGCUGGAAUCAGACUUAAAACUUUCUACCGACAAACGCGAGGAAAUACUGUCUACUCUCCAACAAAUCAUUUCCAAAAACAAACAGUCCGAAAAUUGUGAAGACAUGGUUACAUAUGCGAGAAUUAUUGUGGACAACUUAAAUGCACGUUAAGGGCUAAAUCAAUUCAGUUUUUCACGUAAAAUGAAAACACAUUGCUGUGUUUUUAAUUUUGUAACAAUUUAUUGUUUUCAAUUUGUCAGUUAUGUCGGCAAUGUGUCAAAAUCUUCUGCAACUGAAACGAUCGGAACGUGUUCCAUAUUAACAUCAAUCGGAUUGUCGCAGAGCCUAUUUCGUUUCGCAAAUAAUUUCCAAUCCAUGAUCUGAACGGCUUGCAGACUUUCGGCCUCGUUUUUAUGCCGCAACACCAUGGAUUCCUGAAAGAGCAAUAUGAAUAAAUAAUCGCAAAGGAAAUGUACUAAGAAGGUAAA